Molecule: messenger RNA, 2121 nt
Organism: Sorghum bicolor (sorghum)
Lineage: Eukaryota; Viridiplantae; Streptophyta; Magnoliopsida; Poales; Poaceae
Product: signal peptide peptidase-like 5
Exons: 14
Coding region: 226-1836 (536 amino acids)
Biological process (GO): membrane protein proteolysis
Cellular component (GO): lysosomal membrane; Golgi-associated vesicle membrane; lumenal side of endoplasmic reticulum membrane
Molecular function (GO): aspartic endopeptidase activity, intramembrane cleaving
Source: RefSeq, a predicted model, not a curated record
UGGAAGCAACCCGAUCUGACCUAAAAGAAGGAAAGCGAGUCAACCCAACCCACCACCACCGCCGAAUCCCAAACGGAAGAGAGCACUGGGCGGGGCAGGUGGCGAUUCGGCGAUUCCCCUGUCACCGUCCGUCGUCCGUCGUCUCCAUCCCCUUCCAUUUCCGGCGAGGGUCAAAGCAGGCCUCUUGCUCUUGCUCUUGGGGGUGGCUUGAGAGAAGGAGAGGAGAUGGCCGCCGCGGCGGUCUUGGCGCUGCUCACGGUGUCGGUUCUGGCGGGGGCAGCGGCCGGCGGUGAUAUCGUCCACCACGACGACGAGGCACCCAAGAUCCCUGGAUGCAACAACGAUUUCAUCCUGGUAAAAGUGCAAAGCUGGGUCAAUGGCAAAGAGGAUGGCGAGUUUGUUGGUGUCGGUGCUCGCUUUGGUCCAAAAAUCGUCUCCAAGGAGAAGCACGCAAACCGAACUAAACUCACGCUGGCUGACCCUAUGGACUGCUGCUCGCCUCCAAAACACAAGGUUUCUGGAGAUGUUCUUUUAGUUCAAAGGGGCAAGUGCAAAUUCACAAAGAAAGCAAAGUUUGCUGAAGCUGCUGGUGCUUCUGCUAUAGUAAUCAUAAACCAUGUCCACGAAUUGUACAAGAUGGUCUGUGAAAAGAAUGAAACCGAUCUUGACAUAAAUAUACCUGCAGUUCUCCUGCCAAAAGAUGCGGGUUCUGCUUUACAUACACUUCUUACAGAUGGUAACGCAGUUUCUGUGCAGCUGUACUCUCCAGAUCGUCCUGUAGUUGACACUGCAGAGGUGUUUCUAUGGCUUAUGGCUGUUGGCACAGUGCUUGGUGCUUCCUACUGGUCAGCAUGGAGUGCUAGAGAAGCAGUUAUUGAACAAGAGAAGCUCCUCAAGGAUGGCCAUGAAAGCCUACUGAAUGUUGAGGCCGGAGGUUCUAGUGGCAUGGUAGAUAUCAACGUGGCAUCAGCGAUAAUGUUUGUGGUGGUUGCGUCAUGCUUCUUAAUAAUGCUUUACAAACUGAUGUCUUACUGGUUUGUGGAGCUACUGGUGGUAAUCUUCUGCAUUGGAGGUGUAGAGGGUCUGCAAACAUGUUUGGUGGCUCUGUUAUCAAGAUGGUUUAAACCUGCUGCAGAAUCUUUUGUGAAAGUACCGUUCCUUGGAGCUGUUUCACAUCUUACUCUUGCAGUUUGCCCAUUUUGUGUCGCAUUUGCUGUUCUGUGGGCUGUUUUUCGCCAGCUUCCCUUUGCUUGGAUUGGGCAAGACAUUCUGGGUAUUGCACUGAUAGUUACAGUCAUCCAAAUUGUCAGAGUACCUAACCUCAAGGUGGGUUCAGUUCUUCUCAGCUGUGCCUUCCUGUAUGACAUCUUCUGGGUGUUUAUCUCCAAGAGGUGGUUUCAUGAGAGUGUGAUGAUUGUGGUUGCACGUGGCGACAAGACUGACGAGGAUGGUGUGCCCAUGCUGCUAAAAAUCCCGCGAAUGUUUGAUCCAUGGGGUGGAUACAGCAUCAUUGGCUUUGGUGAUAUCCUUCUUCCUGGUCUUUUAGUUGCUUUCGCGCUAAGAUACGAUUUUUCUGCAAAGAAGGGCUUCCGGUCUGGUUACUUUUUGUGGGCAAUGGUGGCCUAUGGCUCUGGACUUUUAAUCACAUAUGUUGCGCUGAACCUGAUGGAUGGGCAUGGCCAACCUGCCCUUCUGUACAUCGUGCCUUUCACGCUUGGCACCUUGAUCGCGCUUGGAUGGAAGAGAGGGGAGCUGCCAAACCUGUGGACGAGGGGAGAGCCGGAGAGAGUGUGCACACAUAUGCAUAUGCCGCUGUUGCCGACGACCCCAAACUAACCAGAGGCACUGCUGGGUCAUAAUGCAUACCCUGACCCUGCGUCAACGGUCGGUAAAAACCUUAAAGGUGUGCCACUGCCGUGACAUCAGCUCCUUCCGGCAAAUAUACUAGUAACUAGUAACUAAAUGUGUUGCCUGCUGGCAAUAUAUAUGGUCAGUAAGAAGUGUUUUGGUCGAGACAUUUGACUGAUUUGUGAAUUACUAGUGAUUAUGUAAGCAAGUUGUUGUAUUUAAUGGAGAUAGUUUGUUAGCUUGGUUUAUAUAUGAUCAGUUUGGGUUGCCUGA